GGCCACUAAAGAAGCCUUUAAAAACUCUGACAGACAGACGGGAUUUGUGUUCUGGGUCCCCUUCUAAUUGGUCAGUGCGGGACCCCUCGCAUAUGUUGAGUGUUUUAGCUCAGCCCACUUUCUCGUGAGUGUCCGAAAUGGUUCUCGCUGCCUCCCUCACUCCUCCUCACCCUGCCUCACCCCUGUGCUCAGUGCGCCAGACUGAGUUCAGCCCCUUCGGCUGGAGGCUCGGGUUUAUCUGGGAGCAAAGAGAAAGCCACUCAGGAGCUGCGCGCCGUGAGGUGAAGGGAAGGCUCCGUCGCGGACGCUGUGGGGGAGCGAGACAGGACCGGGAACCAGGGAUUUGACCUUUUUGCGCAUCAACUCGGGUUUGUGAGGGAGAGCGGGGAGCCAUGGCGGUGAUCUCUGCUGUUUGGGUGCUCGUACUGUGCCAGCUUUUGACAUCAUCCUUAGCCCAGAGGCCGGGACCCAGAGGAGCCCCAGGGCCACAAGGACCCCCAGGGCUGCCUGGAAGGGAUGGCACUGACGGCAAACCUGGACCUGCUGGACUGGCAGGGAAAGCAGGUCCUAAAGGGAAAGCAGGAAUACCAGGGGCACCAGGAAAACCAGGCCUGCCAGGACUUCCAGGGGUGGACGGUUUGACAGGUCCUGAUGGUCCUGCUGGGAAGGACGGACCCGCAGGGGAACCAGGUGAUCCUGGACCCCCUGGGCCACCUGGACCUGCUGGCAGAGGGAGACCAGGAGCUGCAGGGCUUCCUGGAACCGACGGGUUGCCAGGCGGAGUCGGACCCCAGGGUCCAGCGGGUGCUGAGGGACUUCCAGGACUUCCAGGACCUCCCGGCCCUGAUGGACCACCAGGUCUUCCUGGUACACUUCAUGAUCUCAGCGGCGACCUUUUGUGUCCUGCCAUCUGCCCCCCUGGUCCCUCUGGUGCUCCUGGGAUGCCAGGGUUCAAGGGUCACACAGGGCACAAAGGAGAUAAGGGAGAGCUUGGAAAAGAUGGCGAGAAGGGUGACGCUGGUCCACCUGGACCACCAGGUAUUCCUGGUACCGUGGGUCUGCAGGGCCCACGUGGUCUCAGAGGUUUACAAGGCCCAAUGGGAUCUGUAGGAGACAGAGGCCUGCCUGGUUUCAGAGGCAAACCUGGCAUCGCUGGCGUCAUUGGGAAGACAGGUGACGCUGGAGAAAAAGGACCACAGGGAUUCAAAGGACCCAAAGGAGAAAUUGGUAAAAUUGGUCCCAAAGGUGGUCCUGGGGGUGCAGGACCCAAAGGAGAGCCUGGUAUUCCUGGCAGAGACGGCAAAGAUGGCACACCAGGAUUAGAUGGCGAGAAGGGUGAUGCUGGACGCCAUGGGGUGGUCGGAGAGAAAGGACCAAACGGCCUUCCUGGUCUGCAAGGAAAGGCUGGCUCAAAGGGGUCCAAAGGAGAAGUUGGUGAUCCGGGGAAGCCUGGGGAGACGGGGCCCUCUGGAGAGCCAGGUAUUCCUGGUGACAUUGGCAUCCCAGGAGAGAGGGGGAUCGCAGGACCCAGAGGAGUGGCAGGAGGCAUUGGACCAGCGGGUAACCCAGGGCCUCAGGGAGUGAAGGGCUUCCAGGGGGUUAAAGGAGCCUUGGGGGAUCCAGGUCUUCCAGGUCCAACAGGAAUUCGUGGAGAGUUCGGUGAAAGGGGUCCAGUCGGAGCUUCUGGAGCUAAAGGAGACAUGGGUGUGGCAGGAAGUGAUGGUUUACCAGGAGAGAACGGAGAGCCUGGUCCUUUCGGCCCAGUUGGACAAAAAGGACAGCCAGGGAAGCGGGGUGAGCUGGGACCUAAGGGAGUGACAGGCCCACAAGGAGAGCUUGGGGCAAGAGGGCCCCCAGGAAAACAAGGACCAAUGGGCUUCCAAGGAGAGCAGGGUCAGCCUGGAAUUGCAGGAAAGUCAGGUGUACCUGGUAAACUGGCCAGUGAGCAGCACAUCAGAGAGCUGUGUGGCUCAAUGAUCGAUGAUCAGAUUGCACAGCUGGCCGCUAACCUUCGAAGACCUCUGGCCCCUGGAAUGGUGGGUCGCCCUGGACCUGCUGGGCCUUCAGGAAAACCUGGAGUUGCUGGUUCUAUUGGGCAUCCAGGUGCUCGUGGACCACCAGGAUACAGAGGCCUGCCAGGAGAACUUGGAGACCCAGGUCCCAGAGGUGAUGUUGGUGAGCAAGGUGAUAAGGGAUCCACUGGUAAAGCUAUUGAUGGGCCCACUGGAGACCAAGGAUACCAAGGUCUUCCAGGAGUACCUGGAAUUGUCAAAGAUGGGCGUGAUGGAUCUCCAGGAGAUCCAGGAGAGCCUGGAGAGCCAGGCAGGGUAGGUAGGACUGGACACCAGGGACCUCCUGGAAUCUGUGAUACAUCAGCCUGCCAGGGAGCACAGGCCGCUGGAAAAUCCUCCAACCCCAAAAAUCAUUAAACAUGACUUCCUUCCACCUGAUGCCAUCCACCCCUUGGAGGAAGGGUGAAAGAAUGGAAUGAAAGAAGAGAGUGAUCACGAAUGUCCUCUUUAUUUAAGCUGGAGAAGAGUAACAUCAACAGGUGUGAUAUCUUGAGAGGACUAGAGGAACAUCCAAGGAUUGACAUGAAUACCAGAGCAACUGAGAGACAAAAUCAUCAAGAUCACAUCCAGAAUUAAAGUGGACAGAAGAGUCCAUAUGAACAGUAUCACAUAACAAGACUUGACUUACAAACAACUGGAAAAUGAAUGAGUCCUUUGUGUAUAAAAACUUUGUACAUGUUGUUUCGUGCCCCCGUUACCUUCGUUAACAUCCUUCUAAAAACAACAGUGACCAUCUCUGAAGUGAAUGUGCAUGUAUCUUGGCCCGUUAAUGUAAAUCACAGGUGUUACCUCAAUAUACAAGCUUACAGUGUAAAAUAUGAAAACAGGCGUCAGAAGCCAAAAGCUGUGUAUGUAUUAUAAAAGGAAUAAAAACAAAAAUACCCAGGUGCCCAGAAAUUGUGUAGAUUAAUGCAAAAAUGUUUUGAUAGUCUCUUUUUUACAGCUUGUUUUUUUUGUUUGUUUUUUUAAUUACACGUGAAGUUGAUUCUCUACUUGUGAGAACCAAAACAAAAUAAAACUUGUGCGUGCAUAAAUCAGUUAUUGUUAAAUCAAUUUCAGAACCUUAGGAACAAAGUUUUUUUUUUUCUUUUUUCUUUUAAAUCUGAAAUUACAUCAUCCACUAUGUAAUACCGGUGCUGUAUCUAUUAAAUAUACAUGACCUUAAAUACUAUUUAUUAUUUGUGGGUGACUGUUGUAUGUACAGUAAGAUGCUACAGCGACAUGUUGUAAGAAAGAACAAAUAAAGCCACUUUUCAGUAAAACUUUA
Molecule: messenger RNA, 3339 nt
Organism: Acanthopagrus latus (yellowfin seabream)
Lineage: Eukaryota; Metazoa; Chordata; Actinopteri; Spariformes; Sparidae
Gene: col9a3
Product: collagen, type IX, alpha 3
Exons: 32
Coding region: 393-2429 (678 amino acids)
Source: RefSeq, a predicted model, not a curated record